GGUGCACCAGUAUCGCCGCGGAGCUGCAGUUUCGGUUGUCCGCCUGUUGCGCGAGACCCGGCAUGGAGUCUUGACUCUGGAGGUGUCGCUUCGCUGUGUGCACGCUGCGUGUUGGGAGCAAAGUCAACUGAUCUCAGGAGCGAGCGAGCGGCCUUUGAAUCGACGCCUAAAUGACCCGAUGGCAUCCGGCGUGACGCGAACACGUCGCCGGUGAUACGUGCGACGCCUCGACGGCCCCUCCCCCUCCCGCCCGUCGCCCCCGGUCCUCCAUGGAUUCCUACAACGUGCACUUUGAGAGGAUGAGCGACGUGGACCUGCAUCCUCGGAGCCUGCCCGUCAGCCGGCUGUCGCCGGCCAAGUCCAACGGCGGCCUCGGCGACCAUCUCGCCCAGCACCAGCACGGCAAAGGAGACUCCGCCUACAGCUCGUUCUCUGGCGGGUCGACCGCCCCGGACUACCCGUCCCCGUUCCUCCCCGACGACCUCCAGCCCGCCUCCUUCGGCCACGACGCCGAUCUCAAGUACGUGAAAUCCAUUUGCCAUCCGACCCAGGCCCUGCAGGCUGACUCCAGGCCCGCGGACCGGCUCUACCGCUCCGUAGAAGCCAUCACGCAGCGGUACCGAGACGACACCGGCACCGAGGUCGACCGCCUCGACGGUCUCCACGGCAACGACAAAGCUCUCUCGAAAAAAGAGGGUCGUCUGGGGGCUGACCCUCCCGUCCGCCCUCCUCCGGUGCCGGCACGCCUGGAUAGUUUUACAGCCACGAGGAACUUGGAGAACGGCCGUGUCCACCAUCAAGGGACCGAGGUCCAGCCCAAAGCCGCCGGCCUCCAGCCACAGCCCCGCGGGCCCAUCCCCCACAAAGCCGAGCCGGCUGACCCGGACACUGACCCGGUGUACUCGGUGUGGAGAGGCUCUCAACAGCCGCCGAGCUACCGCCUCCACCUGCAGGCUCGCGACCACGCCGCGGCGCCGCUGACCCCCGAGAGCCUUUCCAUCGCCGGCGAGCAGCAGAAGCCGUCGAACGUCCUGGACCGGUCGCCUCCCGGAGGCGCCGGCCAGCCCGAGCGGCCGAGGCUCCGGCGGCCCUCGAGCGGCGGCGGAUGUAACGGAGACCACCCCGACGGCGGCCAUUUUGAGAGUCAGCGCAAAAGGGCGCACUCGGCUCGCGAUCGACUCGGAUCGGAGCCGACGCCCCGGAGCGCCGGUCCGAGUCUAAUCAACGGCAGCAUCCGGCACAAAGGCCAGUUCUACUUCGUCACCGGAGUGUGUUCGCCCUCGGCGUCUCUGUGCGGCGGCGAGAGCGCGGCGGCGGAGACGCACCGGCUCAGAGAGCGGCGCCACAGCGCCAUGGACCAGCCGUCCGGACCUCUUUGGGAGAGCUCUCGCUCGCCCGGCGGUGCGAUGCCAGACGAGAGGGAGACGUUCGCCUCCCAGAGCGACCUUUCCUUCGGGGACCAGGAGAAUCGGCGCCUCUCGUACGUCUCGACCCGGUCCUCCCGAAGCUUCGACGCCUUGGAGGAAAUCGGCGCUCAGAAUCGAGAUAUCGGGCGCCACACCGCCAACAACCACAUAUUCUACUGCGGCCCGGACGGGAGCCGCCCGCCUCAGGAGGUCGGCUCGCCGCACGGCGGCCGCAAGAGGGAGGAGCCGGCGAAGAGAGGGAAACGGCCGCCGCUGGGGGACGUCGCCAGCGAGAGGAUCAACAAGGAGAUGACGCCGCUGCUGUACCAGCUCACCGGGGCCAGCAGGGCGGCGGCGCUGCUUAAAAAAGAUGCCGAUUUCAGCAUGAAAGGGAACGACGGCGUCCCGAACCGAAGAGGUCGCGAAGACGAGGAGAGAGCGGCGCAGAGCGGCGGCGCUCUGGACGACUCGUUCACCAAGUACUACAAAGAGCAGCUGCAGGACGCGCAGUCGAAGGUCCUGAGGGAGACGUCCUACAAGCGGAGGGACCUGCAGCUGUCCUGGCCUCACCGAGUCCGGCAGAAACCCGAGUCCAGGCCCGCGGCGAUCCACAUCUUCUCCCCGUCGCUGGACUCCGCGACCUCCACGGACACGCUCGCGACCUCCGUGACCUCCGGGGAGACUGAGAGGGGGAGCGUCCGAGGAGAAGUGCGGGAGAGGCAGGAGGAGAAGGAGAAGGAGAAGGACGCCGGCCGGCCGGCCAACGUGGCCCAGCCCCAGGUGGCGCGCGUCGGAGGGCGGAGGCGACUGACCCAAGAGCAGAAGACGAUGUACUUCUCCGAACCGGAGAAGCUCCACCAGCUCGGCGCCGCCCCCCCGGUCCGCUCCGCGUGCCGAUCCUUCGGCAACGAAAGCGAGGCGGAGGAGCGCUGGCCGGAGGGCGAGCGGGGGCUGGUGGCGGCGCGGAGGAAGAUGUUCGAGACGAGAGGCCGCGCGCUCUCGGCCUCCGGCCCGGCGAAGAGCAACUUGAAACACGUGCAGCACAAGGCGCUGGUGGAGUACAUGGAGCGGAAGACGGGCCACAAGGCGGCCGAGGCCUCGCCGCCCAGGCAGAGGCACUCGCUGGGGGAGAAACCCUUCGACUGGGUCCCCAGGACUCACGACGGAAAACACGCCAAGAAGAAACUCCCCAGGCCUCAUUCAGCGGGCCGCAUCCUGGACUCCUCCAGCAGCUCCAUGAGGUACGCCCAGUUCUUCUCGGCUCAGUCCGCGGGCCAGUUGAAUCCGCCCCGGUGGAGGGAGAGCCGGGCUCCGUCUCGGGGGAAGGCCGCCUCGGCCGAGAGUCUCUUGGACCAGCCGGAACCACCGGGCUUCUCCAGGAACCGGUCCACAUCCACGCCGCAUGCGUUCCAGGCGCUGGACUACGAGGAGGAUCCAUCACCAGCUGAUCCUAUGGAGACCUGGAGGCCCCGGACGAAGGCCGCCGAGGAAGACUCCUCCGUGCAGCCGGAGGUCCGGCAGCAGCAGCAGCAGCGCCUCCGUGUGGUCGCCCAGAGGGGGAAGUCCAUGGAGGAGCUCAGGGCGUGGAAGCUGGCGAGACCGUCGGCCAUGAGUAGAAGCUCCGAGCAGCUCGAUCGACUGUGGAGGGAUCCACCCCGAGCGGCGGGACCGGCGGGACCGGCAGGACGGCACCACGGCGGCGAGAGGAGCCUCCCGGUCUUCGCCGGUGAAGCCCAGGGGCGGGACCGAGAGAGGAGGGAACCGACCGGGACGGAGCGAGCGGGCCAGGAGCCAGAGGUCGGAGGUCAGAGGAGCACUCGGGGACCGACCCAGAAGAGGUCUCCGUUGAAGGAGAACUCCGAACCCGGCGUGGACGCCACGGCGGCAACUAAGAGUUGGAGUAGCUCCGCCUCCCCGGCCUCCUGCUGCUCCUCCCGGUCCAGAGUCCAGUCUGGAUCUCGCUGCCCGGUGGCAGACGAGCUCGGGUCCGGCCGACGGCCCGGCGAGACGUCGGCCGACCCGCCUUCCCCCGGAGGUCUGGAGACGAGAGACGGGGCGAUCCGCUCCACCGCGUCCACCCGGACCGAGCCGCCGAGCGCCGGUAGAGUCCGGACCGCGGAGCGAGAGCCGAGCGACGGACCGCCCGACUCGCCCCGAGAAGUGUCCCUGAGCUGCGGCGUCACCACCGACCCGUCGCUGUGGAUCCUCCGCCCGGAGGAGGAGGAGGAGGAGGAGGAAGAGGAGGAGGAGCCGGUGGACGUUUUCGACGACGAGUCCACCGGCGUGGCCCCGCCCCUGCAGACGAGCGAAACCCCUCCGUCGCCCUGCACCGCCGGGCCUGACUCGGACGUCAGUCGGCAGGUGGAGGAGAAGGAGGAGGUGGAGGAGGUGGAGGUGGAGGAGGAACAUCCAGAAACAGAAGAUGAGAAGUCGGGACGAACCCCGGAGGCGGAGGAGAGGGGAUCGUCGGAGGGGGAGGGGGAGACCCCGCAGAGACCCACGUGGGAGGAGCUUGUCGAAGCGAUGGUCAGGGCAGACCAAUCGCUGGGCAGGGCGCUCUACCCGCUGGCCAAUCGGAAGACGGCGCUGAUGCUGAUGGAGCAGCUGCUGUCGGAGGACACGCUGCUGAUGGAGGAGCACUACAAGAAGAAGCAGGAGCAGAGCGGAGCUGCAGGGAGCGCUGUAACGAUCGAAGGGGCUGAAGCGCCUCCUCCUCCUGAAGCGUCGUCGUCUCCUCCUCUCGCCCCCGACGGCCUCAAACCUCCGUGUGCAGACCUGCAGAGCAAAGCCGACGUCGCGGAGAAAAAGAGCCUGUUGGCGUCGUACAUCGAGGAGCGCCUCGGUUCCCUGGAGGAGACGCGCGGCGCCCUCCGGACCGAGGUCCGGGACAACGCGGCCCACGGCGACGCCCUGGAGGCGCUGGUCCGGGCCCGCUGCCCGCCGGUGGAGCUGGAGAGGUACACGCUGUUCAUCGGGGACCUGGAGCGGGUGGUCAGCCUGCUGCUGUGCCUCUCCGCCCGGCUGGCCAGGGUGCAGAACGCCCUGAGCACCGUGGACCAGCACACGGACGCCGAGGAGAAGCAAUCUCUGGACGCUCGCCACCGUCUGCUGUGCAAACAGAGGGAGGACGCCAAGGACCUGAAGGACAACCUGGACCGCAGGGAGAGCCUGGUCUCCACCUUCCUGGCGCGCCAGCUGUCGGCCGAGCAGCUGCAGGACUACCGGCGCUUCGUGCAGACCAAGGCGUCGCUGCUCAUCCGGCAGAAGGACCUGGAGGAGAAGCAGCGGCUGGGGGAGGAGCAGCUGGAGGCGCUGGCCAACAGCCUGUGAGGGGGCGGAGCCACGACGAGCACAGGCUCCUCCCCCUUCCUUCCCUGACUUUCCCUGGAGGAGGAGGGUGGCUUAUUAAAGACAUGCAGAGAGCCGUGCACUUGAGGACCCCCCCCCCCCCCCCUCCCUCGAUGUGUCGCACAUGUGUCGUUGACUUUGACCAGAGCGACGAGACGUCUCCUCCUCCUCCUCCUCCUCCUCCCGUGUGCCUUGAUGUCGCUGUGGAGCGUCUCCAUCAGAGCUGCUGCGUGGACGCCGUCCGUCCCUCACCUGUCCUCCUUCAAGAAGACGUCUGCGUGUCCGUGGAAACCCGUUCUAAGCUUUAAGAUUGUAUUUUGACCUGUGACAAGGCUUCAAUGUAAAAGGGGGGAGGGGGGGGGGCUGCAUCAUGUACAGUAGAUGAAGUUGAUUUUAAUCUCUUUUUUUAUGUUUUAAUUUUCAAUGUUUUACAAAUUUAAGGCACUAAAAACCAAAAAGGGUAAAUGAAAAAAAAAAAGCACUUUGUAAUCAUCCAUAAAUGCACAUUUCUUCAAAUCCGAUUCAAGCCAUUUCAAUUGAAAGCCUUAUUUUAAACUCCAUUUAAACUGUUCACUCAUAAGCAACUUUGAGGACGUUUCCAGAAAAGCUUCCGGCUCAUUCCAGACGUCAUGAAGUCUUGAUGAGUUCCUGCUGGUUCCUCACGAGGGGCUAAACUCUUGAAAGAGGAUUACCAGUCAGCAACCAUUACAUCACUUUCCUCCCUUUGUGUCCCUUUAGUCACGGAGGGGACGCGUAAUACUUGAAACACUUUUAUUUUAUUAAAGAGGAAAGUCCACAAUCUUCACUUCAGGUGUCUUAAACUCAUUUUCUCGUAACCUUUAUUUAAAUCUACUGUCGUUAAAAAUAGAGACUCUUGAAUCAAAGGACUUCAUGUCAUGUUUAAAAGAACCUGCUGUUGCUCUAGUGUGUGUGUGUGAGUGAAAACUCCAAUGAUGUCAUCAAGUGAUCAAAAUGUUAUGUAUGACUGUCCUGAAGCACAGAACCUGUGUAAAUGAUAUUUAUGUUCCGCUGACCACAAAGAGGCCGAAAACGACGAAAAAACAACUGUCGACUAGAAACUCAUGUUGAAAGAUAUUCCUCCCCCCCCCCCCCCCCCCAAGACCUUUCUCAGGAGAUUUACGGCCCGUCGGCUUCCGUUUGCUAAACAAAUGCGUGUUUGUUUUGGCCUUUGUGGACGCGGGCCGGUGUUGUUCCUCGCAGCCGGAUGGAAUUCCUCAAGAAUGCAAAAUGUUGGAGAAUGAGAAAGGGAGAGAAGAGUGGGGGGGGGGGUUGAGGUCGCAGGAAGACGGGCCUGUUUCUGAAGAAGCAUUUGUUUAGUUUGGAACAACAUUGAGACGAACAUAAAGAGAGACGUGUUUCCAUGAGUCUGAGCCGGCGGGAGCAGAGACGUUUCAUAAUCCACAACUUCUGCUCAGUUUCACACGCGUGUGCUUUGUGUGUUUUUUCCUGUGCCUGUUUGGAGUUGUAAAGUCCAGGAUGUUUGUAAUAUUGUGAAUAAAUUAAGGUCUCCCUCUC
Messenger RNA from Pseudoliparis swirei, 6290 nucleotides. It is a transcript of the gene shroom1, whose product is annotated as shroom family member 1. The record is from RefSeq and is a predicted model, not a curated record. Gene Ontology annotation, cellular component: cortical actin cytoskeleton; apical junction complex; adherens junction. Lineage: Eukaryota; Metazoa; Chordata; Actinopteri; Perciformes; Liparidae. Gene Ontology annotation, molecular function: actin filament binding. Gene Ontology annotation, biological process: actin filament organization.